Molecule: messenger RNA, 1932 nt
Organism: Diorhabda carinulata
Lineage: Eukaryota; Metazoa; Arthropoda; Insecta; Coleoptera; Chrysomelidae
Product: glyoxylate/hydroxypyruvate reductase A-like
Exons: 6
Coding region: 60-1061 (333 amino acids)
Molecular function (GO): NAD binding
Source: RefSeq, a predicted model, not a curated record
AUAACCUUUCCAGAUAACUUUUGUAAAUAAAGCAUCAUAUUAUAAUUUUUAUUUUAAAUAUGAUAUCUACGAUAUCCGUUUUAAGUAGAAUAAAAUAUAUUGUACCUGAACUUCAACGUAUAUUACCCAAUAUAACUUUUUACGAAGUAAACGAUGUAGAAACAGAUAAGAAGUUCAGAGAUUCUCAAGUAAUAAUUGCGGAUUUUGAUUUAAUAGCACCUUAUAUUUAUAAUUUAUCACAAACAAAGUGGGUCCAAGGAACAUGGGCGGGAGUGGAAAAAUUGAUGGAAAAAGUUGACAAAUCGAAACCUCCCUCGUUUCCAAUAUCUCGGUUUACUGGUGAUCACUUUGGAAAACUAAUGAGCGAAUAUGUCGUGUCAAAUAUUGUAAAUUUCGAGAGACGAGCUUUCAAAAUAAGAGAAAAUCAGAUGUUGGAACAGUGGGAUCCGAAUAAUGAUAUUCAUAAUUAUAGAGCUAUUUAUGAUUUGACUAUAGGAAUCUUGGGAUUAGGUAGUAUUGGAUCUAGAGUUGCUAAAACAUUGAAUAACAUGGGAGCAGUGGUAUAUGCAUAUGGUAGAAGAGAUUCUAUCGAUUUAGAUGAAUUUGAAUAUGUAUCGAAAUACUUCAAUAGUGAUAAUUUAUCGGAAAUUUUGAAAAGUUGCGAUUACAUUGUUAAUAUUUUACCCAAUACUCCACUCACAAAGGGAUUAUUGAAUAAAGGUGUUUUAGAAAACUGUAAAAAUAAGCAGAGCGUUUUUAUAAAUGUUGGGAGAGGUUCUAUUAUCUCUGAAGAAUGUUUGUUGACUGCUUUGAAAAAUAAAUGGAUAUCUGGAGCAAUAUUGGAUGUUUUCGAAGAGGAACCUCUAAGAAAAGACAGUGCACUUUGGAAAACUCCUAACGUAAUUAUAACACCCCACGUGGCAGCAACUAGCAGAGCGAAAGAUAUAGCAGAAGUAGUUAAGGUUAAUCUACAGUAUUAUGAAGCGAAUUUGAAAAUUCCAGCUACCAUUGAUUUCAUCAAAGGGAUUCUCAAAAUACUUCACCUUAAUAAUAAACUGUGAAGGCAAAUGGGAUCAAAGUACCAUACAAGCAAUGGACAGAAAUGACAUUAAAUGGUAUACGGACGGAUUAAAAACAGCAAAAGGAACUGGAAUAGGAGUGUACAUAACCAGAACCGAACACUCUGAAAGUCUGGACAGCACAUUAAGAAUUUUUCAAGCAGAAAUUAAUGCAAUUGGAAAAUGUGUCCAGUUCAAUCUAGAAAGAAAAAAAAUCAUUAUCCUGUUCGUUAGUCAAGCUGCCAUUAGAUCUCCAAGCUCUAAUAUCAUAAAAUCAAAACCCUGUGAAGGGAAAUUGAGGAGAAGAUUAGCUCGCUAAAGUUGGGGCAGACAAGCCCUUCAUGGGGUAUCAGCUACAGAACAAUGGAAAAAGCACUGGGAAAGAAGAAGGUAGAUAGGAGCAAAACCAAUUACCUAUAUCUAUAUAAAUCUAUAAGGGCUGAAACAGGCAAAGACUCUUCUGGGAAACUAUAUCCAGAGAAAAUCUGCUGACUGUAUCAACCUAAGCUAGAACAAUCUAAGAAUAUCAACAGGAGUCCUAUCUUAGCAGAUAAUGCUGCACGAAGGACGACAUCUCUAUCCAUAUUCUCUCGAAGUGUGAAACACUAAAGAACUCCAUGGCACUACACCUGGGUGCGAAUGGAAUAGAAGACGAAGAUCUUAAUUAAAGCCAUACCACAUUCUAGACUUUUUAAAAGGAGUGGAAUUAACAGAUCAGCUGUAAAGUCUGGGUUCUCUAGUAUCGCAGCAAGAAAGGUGGACACAAUAAAUCCUUUGGGUCGCAAUGUAUAUGAGACACCAAACCUAUUCAUACAUCAAAAUAUCAAACAAAUAAUCUGUCUUAUAACAAGAUAAUAAAAGAAUUUUAGUUUUC